This is a messenger RNA of Condylura cristata (star-nosed mole), 1283 nucleotides long. RefSeq names its product high mobility group nucleosomal binding domain 2 (gene HMGN2). Lineage: Eukaryota; Metazoa; Chordata; Mammalia; Eulipotyphla; Talpidae. The record is from RefSeq and is a predicted model, not a curated record. Bases 193 to 465 code for a protein of 90 amino acids. Gene Ontology annotation, molecular function: nucleosomal DNA binding. Gene Ontology annotation, biological process: chromatin organization. The transcript is spliced from 6 exons. Gene Ontology annotation, cellular component: nucleus; chromatin.
CAAUGAGCGGCGGCGGGAGGUGAAAUCCGGUUCUAACCGGUCCGGGGCUCCCAGCGCUAUAAAAACUUUAUAAACCCCCCGGAGCCCGAGCAGUGUGAAGAAGAAGAGGCGAGGACGACCCCCGGACCGACCAAAGCCCGCCCGCCGCUGCAUCCCCGUGUCCAGCGCCUACGUCCCGCCGCCGUCGCCACCAUGCCCAAGAGAAAGGCUGAAGGGGAUGCUAAAGGAGAUAAAGCCAAGGUGAAGGACGAGCCACAGAGAAGAUCUGCAAGGUUAUCUGCUAAACCUGCUCCUCCAAAGCCAGAGCCCAAGCCUAAAAAGGCUCCUGCAAAGAAGGGCGAGAAGGUACCCAAAGGAAAAAAGGGUAAAGCUGAUGCUGGCAAGGACGGGAAUAACCCUGCAGAAAAUGGAGAUGCCAAAACAGACCAGGCACAAAAAGCUGAAGGUGCUGGAGAUGCCAAGUGAAGUGUGUGCAUUUUUGAUAACUGUGUACUUCUGGUGACUGUACAGUUUGAAAUACUAUUUUUUAUCAAGUUUUAUAAAAAUGCAGAAUUUUUGUUUUACUUUUUUUUUUUUUUUAAAGCUAUGUUGUUAGCACACAGAACACUUCAUUGUUGUUUUUUGGGGAAGGGCAUAUGUCACUAAUAGAACGUCUCCAAAGCUGGAUUGAUGAGGGAGAGCAAACCUUUCCCUUCUAGUUUUGAGAGACUUCCUCUUGGUUCCCAGGAGGAGGGAUUCCUUGAUGUUGACACACAUUAGCCACCUUGGCACAGAUGCCAUAUAGGGAAAAACUCAGAUUCAUUUUUAUGUCCUCCCUCUCUGCCUUCAGCAUAGACUUGACUCCCUUUCGCCCUGAGACCUGACAACCGAAAAGUGGUUCUCAGUAUAUCAGGCAAUCCAGACUUCACCGUGUCUCCACUGAGACAGCACGGCAUCCUUUAAAAGAGCAGAGCGGUUCCUUUUUUUAGAUUGUGGACCUUCAGAUUGAUAAAUCUGCCAUUUUCAUUUCAUUACCUGAAAGUCAGGGUCGGCUUGUGAAAAGUUGUUAAACAACAUGCUAAAUGUGAAAUGUCAACCCUCACUCUAAACUUGCCCUGUUCAGAGCAUCAAAUGAAGACUUCAUUGGGUUUUAUAGUGGCUUUCUGAUUUUGGUAGUCCAUUGAAGAGGGGAGUUUGAAAGUUGUUGUAUACUGUUAAUGAUUGUCUGCCCAUAUCCUGCCUGAAAUACCAUGAUUGUUUAUGAAAAGUAUCUUUAAUAAAGCUGGAUACAGUUUGGCUUGGAA